UCCACAUAAAAAUGGCGGCGCCCUUAUGUUCGUGCAGAAUUUACAAAACAUUAAAAUGCUGCAAGAAAGCUGCUAUUUUAAAAUCUUUUAGGAGGCGUGUACAUAACGGCAACAAUCCUUGGAAGGAUUCAUUUUCAGAAGCUGAAUGUGACUUUGAACUUGGAGAUAGAGUCUUCAGAAUAAGUACUGGCAAGUUGGCCAGGUUUGCUGAUGGUGCAGCUGUAGCCCAGCUUGGAGAUACUAGUGUUUUGGUGACAGCUGUCAGUCAAAAACAAGACACAUCAUCAUCUUUUCUCCCUUUAACUGUUGACUACCGUCAGAAAGCUGCCGCUGCUGGAAGGAUCCCAACAAAUUUUUUACGCAGAGAACUUGGUCCCACAGAAAAAGAAAUAUUGACCAGUCGGGUUAUUGACAGGUCACUGCGACCACUUUUCCCUUCUGGUUUCUUUUGUAAUACUCAAGUCAUGUGUAACCUUUUGGCUGUAGACGGAGUCAACGAUCCAGAUAUAGUUAGUAUCAAUGCAGCUUCAGCAGCAUUAGCCGUAUCAGAUAUUCCAUGGGAUGGGCCAGUUGGUGCUGUUCGAGUGGGUUUGCUAGGAAGUGAUGUCAUCAUGAAUCCCACCAGGAGGCAGCUACAGAAAAGUUCAUUAAACAUUAUAGUCACUGGAACUAAAGAGAGGAAAGUUGUAAUGCUAGAAGGUGAAGCAGAUAGAGUUGGUCUCCACAAAGUAGAGCAAGCUUUAUCCUAUGCAUUGAAAACUACCCAAACAAUUGUGGAUCAAAUUAAAUCACUGCAAGCUAUGGUAGGCAAACAAAAAAGGGAAGUAGAGCCACCAAAAUUACUUCCAGCUGAUGUUACAGAAGCCGUUAAAAGCUUGGCUAUGAACCAUGUUCGUGAUGUGCUUUAUAACAAUGACCACCAUAAGAUUUCAAGGGAUCAAGCCUUGAAAACAAUUGGUGAUACAGUGAUGUCUAAUAUAAAAAGUAUUUAUCCAGACGUUGAUGAAAGAGUUAUCUCAUCUUGUUAUCAAACAUUGGUUAAACAGAUGUUUAGAGACCUCAUUCUUGAUGAAGACAGAAGAUGUGACGGCAGAGCCUUGGAUCAACUUCGAGAUAUCAGCUGUUCUGUUGAUGUCUUGAAACCCUUGCAUGGUUCUGCCAUCUUUCAACGUGGACAAACUCAAGUUUUUUGUACUGUGACAUUUGAUAGUUUAGACUCAGCUGUCAAAUCUGAUCCUAUUUCUGUGAUAACUGGGAGUAUGAAAGAAAAGAAUUUUAUGCUGCACUAUGAGUUUCCACCCUAUGCAACCAAUGAAACUGGGCGUGGAGGAAUUGGAAGGAGAGAACUGGGUCAUGGUGCUCUGGCUGAAAAGGGGUUGAAAGCAAUUCUUCCAGAAGAAUCCGAAUUCACAACACGAGUAACCUCUGAAGUCUUAGAAUCCAAUGGUUCCUCCUCUAUGGCCUCUGUGUGUGGUGGAAGUCUGGCGUUGAUGGAUGCCGGUGUAGCUGUGAAGGAACCUGCAGCAGGUGUUGCCAUGGGUCUUGUUACACGUAUUAACCCUCAAAGUGGACAGCUAGAGAAGCACAAGAUUCUUACAGACUUAUUG
This is a messenger RNA of Physella acuta, 1607 nucleotides long. RefSeq names its product polyribonucleotide nucleotidyltransferase 1, mitochondrial. Gene Ontology annotation, cellular component: cytosol; mitochondrion. Gene Ontology annotation, biological process: mitochondrial mRNA catabolic process; mitochondrial RNA 3'-end processing. Gene Ontology annotation, molecular function: RNA binding; polyribonucleotide nucleotidyltransferase activity; 3'-5'-RNA exonuclease activity. NCBI's taxonomy places the organism in Eukaryota, Metazoa, Mollusca, Gastropoda, Physidae. The record is from RefSeq and is a predicted model, not a curated record.